Molecule: messenger RNA, 1749 nt
Organism: Rubroshorea leprosula
Lineage: Eukaryota; Viridiplantae; Streptophyta; Magnoliopsida; Malvales; Dipterocarpaceae
Source: the annotation of a GenBank genome assembly
AAGCUAUACUGAGGUGGUUUGAGUUGAUGUCGGGGCUGAGGAUUAAUUUCAGCAAGAGUUGUGUGUAUGGUUUUAACAUGUCGGACAGUUGGGUGAGAGGGGCAGCAGGGGUUUUGCAUUGUGGUAUAGGGAAGACACCUUUUAUGUACUUGGGAAUGCCUGUCGGAGGUAAUCCAAGGUGUAAGAAGUUUUGGGCUCCGGUUGUUAGUAAAUUUCGCCAAAAGCUUGCCGUCUGGAAGUCUGCCGUGCUGUCCUACGGGGGGCGUCUCACGUUGCUAAACUCGUUUUUGUGGGGGGGCUCAGGGGAGAAAAGAAAGAUCUCAUGGGUAAAAUGGGAGGCGAUUUGCUGGAGUAAGGAGAAAGGAGGAUUAGGUGUUCUGGAUUUGCGUAGGAGAAAUUGGGCGCUUUUAGGGAAAUGGUGGUAUAGGUUAGGGGAUGGAAGGGAGGGGUUGUGGAAAAGGGUAGUGAAAGAGAAAUUUUACGAGGGUAAGCAAGAGGUGGGGAUGAUUGAUGUGGUGAGUUUGAGGGUAUUGCAGAUUUGGGGAGAUAUUAUUAGAAUAGGGGGAAAAUCAGAGAAGCUCAAAAAUAUGUUAAGGCAUGGGUUCCGGUGGGAGGUGGGGGAGGGUUGUCGGGUGUGCUUUUGGAGAGAUAUUUGGGUGGGGAAUAAAUCACUAAGAGAUUUAUUUCCAAGGCUGUUUCAAUUAGCUAUCAACAAGGAAGGUACGGUAAAGGAGAAUGGUUUAUGGGAAGGAGAAAGGUGGAAAUGGGGUAUAGAGUGGAGGAGAGAGAGGAUGGGAUGCGAGAAAGAUGAGGAGCAAGGGUUGGGGGUGGUGUUGGCAAGUAUAAAGUUAAGGAAGGGAAUGGCAGAUGUAUGGAGAUGGAGGCAUGAUGUAGAAGGGAGGUAUGUUGUCAAGAUAGCAUAUGAAUUCUUAGCUCCUGAGGAACGCUUGCUUGAGGGUCAAUUAUGCAAUUUAAUAUGGUGCAAGCUGGUGCCUUCAAAAGUGGGGUUUUUAGGGUGGAGGUUGUGUCUAGAUAGGCUUCCGACAAGAUGGAAUUUGUGGAAGAGAGGGGUGAUGUUACAAGGGGAAGGUAUGGUGUGUGGGCUUUGCAAAGAGGGAGUGGAGGAGGUUAAUCAUUUGUUUUGCACAUGUAAAGUAGCUUGGUUAGUAUGGGUGAAGGUGUUUAAAUGGUGGGGUGUGGAGGUAGUAAUGCCGGGUACAGUGAGGGGUGUGGUGGAUUUCUUUUUGUGGUGUUGGGGGAGUGUGGGGGAAAAGGAGUUGGGAGCAUGCAUGUUUUUGGUCACAUCUUGGUAUUUAUGGUUCUGGCGGAAUAGUUUGGUUUUUAGGAAUAAUGGGGAGCUGAAAGAGCAAUUGCUGGAGUUAAUUCAAGUGAAGUCUUAUUUAUGGAUUAGAAAUAAGGUGAAUGGGUGUGUUUUUUCAUUAGCUCAGUAGCAAAGUAAUCCUAAGGAAUGUGCCAAGGAGUUGAAGAGUUUCAAGAGAUCUCUUAAAUUGUUCGCGCAGCAACAGCAGAAUCAUCGUCCCACUUAGAAGGCAUUGGCGGUAUGGUUUUUUACACGGAAGGCUGUACGCGGCAGUGGUAAUCUGGUCUCUAGUUUGAUUGCUUGGGUUGUCAUUAUGGUUCUGUAAGGGAGUUUCCUUGUUGUUUUUAUUGGGUGAUUAAGCAUUUUUUCUCUUUGUAGAAGGGCAGGAGUACCCCUUGUGCUCCAUUAAAUAAAUAAAAAAUUUUGUU